This is a messenger RNA of Micromonas pusilla CCMP1545, 537 nucleotides long. RefSeq lists its product as uncharacterized. Lineage: Eukaryota; Viridiplantae; Chlorophyta; Mamiellophyceae; Mamiellales; Mamiellaceae. The record is from RefSeq and is a predicted model, not a curated record.
AUGGCAUCCACCAAUCACGCGUCCGCACGACUGACACGUGUCUUCCCUCGGCCAAUCAAAACGUCAGGGCUCCGCGGUUGUGUACGACUCCAGGGCGUUGCACCGCGGCAGCGCCAACUCGCCGGCUCGAGGAUUUUACUCCUCGUGUCGUUCCAAACCCCCGGCGCGGUGAUCACGGGCCCGACGUACACGAUCUCGCCCAAAUACUCCGAGGUUGAGCGCGCGGUGAUCGCGAAGGAUGAGGACGCGGACGCGUCGUACGAAGACCCCGACCCGGAUUUCGCGCCGCGAGAGUCGGCGUUGCACGCGAACGUUCGGAACCCGCUGACCGCGGCGGUUUCGGCGGUGAUGCCCGGAAACCUCGUGAAAGACCCCGCGGCGAAGCGAUUGGAGGAGAUCGAGAAGCGCCGAGAGGUGUGGCACGUGCGACGGAUGAAGGGACUGCUGACGUUGAAGGAUUUUCCGAUGACGCCCGAUCACGCGGCGGACGACUUUUCGUUCGUGAAGGAGGUGCGUUCGCGUUCACCCGUCGCUUAG